Molecule: messenger RNA, 2232 nt
Organism: Acanthocheilonema viteae
Lineage: Eukaryota; Metazoa; Nematoda; Chromadorea; Rhabditida; Onchocercidae
Source: the annotation of a GenBank genome assembly
AUGAAAUAUUUCUAUGGGCUAGUCGGGACACGCUAUUGCAAAGUGAGUGUUUAUCCAUGUGAUAUGAUACAAGGCGGUUUUGGUCGCGGUUCGGUAGAUAUUGAGUGUGGAGGGAAGGAGAGGAGGAACAUAGAUUGGUGGAUAGUGGAUAUGAAAGGGGCCUUAAACAGCUUCUUUCCAGAAAUGGGAACAAGGUACAGUGGCGGCCGUGAUGGGCGUGGUCAACGUGGUGCAGCGUAUAACGCUAAUGGUAGGCAGUCCAGGCCUGUUCAACGACUGUCGUUUCGACGUGAAAAUAGUGGUGAUCCAGAUGCAAAUCUAUCCUCUUUUUACAGAGACCGAUUUGGUAGUCAUUCCCCGGAAGAGUAUAUGAAUCUUCGUUUUUCGCAUUUUGACAACAAAAUUACUAAGGACGAAAUUAAAGAUAUCUUGGAACGUGAAUUCCGUCGAUAUGCUCCAUUUGAGAUAAAAAUAGUGCGUAAUCCUGGUGACGAGCAGCGCCUUGCUUACGUAAAUUUCGAGCGUCCAGAGGCGGCGCGAACAAUUCGACAUACGAUGUUACCAAGGUUGCAGAAAUUACUUGGAAAGAGACUUCAUCUUGAUCCUGCAGGAAUAAUCAGAGAUCAAGAAGGAAAGUAUAUUCCUGAUAGAUAUAAUCGAGCAUUGCAAGCUGAACGUGAGCGUGAACGAAAGGAUCCUCUAAGAAGGAAAUCUCCAAACAGACGUCGUGAAGAUGGGGGAACAUGGAAUUUGAAAGAAGAUGACAGUGAUGCAACAAGAACACUUUUUGUGGGAAAUAUGCCAGCAGAUAUACGGGAGUCAGAAAUUCGUCGUGUUUUUGAGAAAUAUGGAAAAGUUGAAGAUGUUGAUAUCAAAACACCUCCAGAAACUAAUGCUGCAUAUGCUUUCGUUCUUUUCCAAACUUUGGAACAGUCUAUGAAUGCAAAAGCCAAUGAACAUGACCGUCCAAUACGGGCAGGAACAACUCGUUGUAAAAUCGGAUAUGGCAAAUCACAGCCAUCAAACCGUUUAUGGAUCGGUGGGCUAGGACCUUGGACAUCUGCAGAAUACUUGGCUAAGGCACUUUUUUCAGAAUUUGAUCGAUAUGGGCUUAUUGAUCGGUUAGACUAUGAAGAAGGUGCUGACUUUGCAUAUAUACGAUUUACGGAUCAGAAUGCAGCAAUGGACGCUUGCCGUGCCAUGAAAGGUUUCCCAUUGGGUGGAAGAGACCGAUGCAUUAUCGUUGACUUCGCCAAAGAUGACCAAAAAGAAGACCGAAAAAGGCGACGGAGUACGUCUGCCGGGUCGAGAAAGCGUAACAAAGGUCCACGUACGCCACCUGAAAGUCCAUCAAGUACACCGUCUGAUGGUGAAAUCGAUACCAUUGAUGAGCUGGAACGAAGAAUUGCGCCAACUUGGCAAGGUUUCAUUAUCCUGAAAAAAACUGAAUACGCGAUUCGUUUGCAUCGUAUCUCGGGAACCGAACAUCUACUUCAAAAGUUACUUCGUGAUCCGUCGGAUGGUAGCGCAUUGAAGCUGCAUAUUACUCAACGGUUACCAUUGGUUAGUCAGGAAGCACUUGAGGAACGAUUAAUUCACUCAUCAAAGAAGCAGCUUAGCUUAAUGAUUGCUGUAGCAUGUGAUAAGCCCAUUCGACCACUCGUUAAUUAUCUUUCCGAGAAAGAUGCUGCCGGUGUUGUCACUGUACCCAACGGUGUAUUGUAUGUUUUUGCUGCUAGUAAUAUGGCUGAUCGAUUAAUUCAGGCCUGCGCACGCAAUAUAACCUUAUUGACACCUGAAUGUGGCCAUCUGUUAUUUGCACUGGCCCUAAAGGCCUCACCUGAGACUCCCAAUGGGGAAAUAGCAUUUUUGUAUUUCAAGAUUUGGCAUUUCUUGGAAUUUGAGACUUUACUAAGCGGAAGUGGAGAGUUGGUCUUUCUGAAUGACAUCGCACUACCACACUUGUUUGAUUUGAAUUCCGCUGUUAUUUUGAGCAAACACUUUGUUACUAUACAUGCUGAUAUUCUGGAACAACGCGUUUUUUAUUUCGUAGUUUUGCCGUUCACAUAUGAAGGGUACGGAUCAGGUCUGGGAAUUCACCAGAGAAUCCUGAUAGUACGAAAUUUCACGAAGUCAAGUUCUGGAACUCUUAGGCCAGAAAGUGUUGAAGCUCAAGAGGUAUUCGUGGGUAGUAGGGCAAUAUAUGUUCAUAUAUUGCCCUACUACUCAUGA